AUGACGCCGGUCGACGUCAAGGUAGCGAAGCGGGGCCAAGAUGGAAAGAAGGUGGAGGAGAGAAGGGAGUUUACGAGGUCUUCGGGCGUACCAGCCGAGCUCGAGGCUUUCGGCGCGACUCUGGAACAAGGCACUGCUGAUGAGAGGCAGAACACUGCACAGGCACUGAAGGAUCUGGCGAUUCUACAGGGUCUGCUUGAGUCCGGUGCGGCCGAUGGACAGGCGAAACAGGGUAUCGCAAUACAAGUUAUACAAAGUCCAACUCUCUUAGCAACCGCCGCCGCCGCCGCCUCCGCCGUCACCUCCACUGCAGCCGCCGCCGCCGCCGCCAUCACCACCGUAGCCGUGCCCGUGGUGGCCACCAUAGCCAGCAUCGCCCGCGAAAACGUAACCGCCUGUGUAAUGGCCAUGCCUCCCUCCGUACCGACUACGCGGCUGACGGCGCCGGUAGCUUGA
This is a messenger RNA of Verticillium dahliae VdLs.17, 456 nucleotides long. RefSeq lists its product as uncharacterized. Lineage: Eukaryota; Fungi; Ascomycota; Sordariomycetes; Glomerellales; Plectosphaerellaceae. The record is from RefSeq and is a predicted model, not a curated record. The coding region runs from base 1 to 456 and encodes 151 amino acids. The transcript is spliced from 2 exons.